AUGGAAUUCCUCGUGCCGCUACAUGCAGCGGAUCUGGAGCUGGCCAAGGCAGGGCGUUACCACGUGCAGUCAGUGCACGCGUUUGAAGACGAGACGGACGAAGAGAUUGCAGGGCACGUCCAGCAAGUGGAAGACCAGGUGCUGGGCAGCGAGGCGGGACUGGAGCUGCUGCAGGACGAGUGGCUGGACUUGACGUACAGUUUCGUCAAGAAACUGCCGGCGUUACCAGAUCCACUGCGUAUGCGGGUGAUUGAGAUGCUCGCAGCUUUUGUGAGCAGCGUGACGGAGAGUGUGUUGGCGAGACGCUCGGGCAGCGAUGACGCAGACGCCGUGGCUUUGAUCCGAAGCGCUUUUAAAGCCAGUGUGUACUUUCUAGUCACAGCACUCACGAGUGUCUGCAGUAGUUUGCAGCUACAGGUGGAAAAAGACGUGAUGAAGACAAAAGGGAAGAAGAGCCAGACGGCUGUGACGAAUCGCAUCAACUGGAGCAAAGUCGUCGAGGGAGCUAUUCAUAAACUCAGUCGAUCGAUCAGCCCUGCGACGUUUGGCAUGUGGAACAUGAGAGUCCCUGAAGAGGAGUUUUCGAUGCUGUAUUGCAAAGUCGUGUUUGAGCUAUUGGGCAAUGCAACGCUUUGUCGCGGGAAGGCCCUGAAGCCAAAGCUUUAUCAUUUGCUCGCAAUGAGUCUGCAAAAAGCGCCUGCUAUCCAUGUUUCAGUAGUAGCCUCACUCAUUGAUCUCAUCUAUGCACAUGAGCAUCUGAGUGCCCCCAUUGCCGAAUUGGUCGAGCUGCUGUAUUUCAAGUAUACCAACACCACGUUUGCGUCGAACCUUAUCAGCGAGAUUGGGAAGAUAUCCUCUCGGGAUGCCUCGAAAGACGUAGCUGGGACGCGAAAUAUUGCCAUGUUCCUUUCCAGUCUGUCAACUCUCACCCCAGCAUUGAUUACGGGCAACCUGAGUUUCGUGUUGGCAUUGUUAGACUGUGAAGCGUAUCAGCUACGGAAUGCUGCUGUUACGUGCGUGACACAGAUCUUACUCUGGAAUUUUCGACAGAGCGGACAGCAGGAGCCCGAGGACGACGCAGUGAUUGCGGUAAAGAAGAAACGUGGACCUGACAGUGACGAAAGUAGUGACGGGGAAGGAGAUGGCAGCAGUAGUGAAUCGAAUGGUGAAGCGCACACUGAAAACGCUAACACCGAAGCCCCUCGCACGUUCUCUCGUUCGACGAGAGACCAGUUACUCAAUGUGCUUGAAGAACGCAUUCAUGACAUCAAUUCCUUUGCUCGUGGGCAUGUGUUAAAAAUGUGGGCUCUCUUGUGCGAAGAAGGAGCGCUGCCGCUACACAUGCUUAAGAACGUUACAUUGAUGGCUGUGGGACGGUUGCAGGACAAGGCAGUGGUCGUUCGCCGUCAUAGCAUCCACCUGCUUACGUUAUUGCUAGAAAGAAACCCGUUCAUGGGUAACCUUGAUCGUCAAUUCUACGCGAUGAAGCAUGACGCCUUGACAGUAGAGAUGAAGAAAAAGCGGGACGAAGUGAUCGCCGGCGCGGAAAAGGAAAUGAGUGAAGCUAUGGGUGACAUCGCCAUCCAUAGCGGAGACUCGGAAGCACCCUCGUCGACUGUUACUUCAGAAGAGGAAGCUGUCGCUCUGGAAAAAGAUCUGCAGAAGACCAUGCGUUUGUUAAAGUACUACCAAGAUGCAAUCAACUUUAUUGAUGAGUUUGAGCUGCAAGCGUUGCCACUGAUGGGUCAAUUGCUGGGGAGCAAGUCGACUUCCGAUGUACUGGAGGCUAUCCAAUUUCUUGAGAAAGCAUACCGGUUCCAUCUUAGCGCGGCCCAAGCUGGUAUCAGAAAAGUAUUGCCAUUGAUAUGGCGAUCCGAUGUAUCCAUUCAAGAUCAGUUGUCCAGCACUUUCGUGGCUUUGUUCGUCCGCAUUGAUGAAGAAGACCCUGAGCGAGAUUCACCUCAGCUAGUGGCAGAAAAUCUUGUGAAAUUUCUAGACAAGUGUACUGUUGCUGAUUACACGUGUCUCGAGCGGAUCAUGGGCGAGCUCCACCGUGGCCAGAAGGUACCAAUGGUGGUAAUCAGCUCUCUUUGGGGGCUUGUGGAUGUCACAGUGUACCCUGUCUCCGUUGUGAGCAACGCUUUGGCCCUGCUGAGCAUGAUUGCGAACAUCGAUGAUUCGAUGUUGUUUUCCAACGACCGUCUCAGUCAGGUUCUUUCGAUGGGAUUCGGGGAUGUGGCAUGCAGCCCAGACUCACGGUAUCGAGUCUUCGGAGCUGCUUGUCGGUUGGUGCAAUGUGUUCAACUGGAGCCGAAAAGCUUAGCCUCAAAAUCCAGCGGUCAAACCCAAAGACGCAUACAGCGCACAAAUCUAGACGCAACGGAGCAGAUCAUCCUUCGCUUGCAGCGAUUUCUUGCUCUAGAUUUUGUAAAUGACGACGGAAUCGACACGGAGUGCCUACAUUCCACAUGGUUUGAUACCGUGCAGCAAGCGAUUGACGCCAUCUUCUCCAUCUGUGAGCGUCCGGAAGACGUGUGUGGUGACGUGAUUAAGCAUCUUUCGCUGCGUCUCUUCGAAAGUGAAACAAACGAUGUGUCGCGUAUUGAGUUAGCUCACUUUUUUUUCGUGUUGGGUCACUCCGCAGUAAAAGUUGCUAUUCACGUGGAAAAACUAGCUGCAAAGGUGAAGGAAAUGCGCGGCAAUCGUGGCGUACCGAAGAAACCCGCUGACAACACAGUGUCGAAUGGCGACGCCGAAGACGUGACUGCGAUGGAGGAUGAACUUGGUGUUGCUGCUGAGGUUGAGGCUGAGGAAGAUACCUUUGUAAACAAUAUCAUCCAAAAGGAGAUCGCUUGCCGCAACUUGCUUGGAGUGUAUGGGCCACUGAUUAUCCGCGUACUCGUGGGAACCGAAGAAGAGUUCCAGAGUGACGAGCUGCUGAUAGAGUGUGCUGUGGUAGCGCUGAGCAAAUUCAUGGCGGUUUCGGAGGAGUUCUGCGAAAAGCACUUGCAAUUGCUCUUCACGAUCCUCCAAGAUUCUUCGCAGCCCUCUGUGCGAGGUGACGUGAUCAUCGCGUUAGGAGACCUCUCAUUCCGCUUUCCAAAUUUGGUGGAGCCUUGGACACCCCACCUUUACAAUCGACUCCGUGAUGUCAACCUCAACGUCCGCAAAAAUACAAUCGUUGUGCUCUCUCACCUGAUUCUCAACGACAUGAUCAAGGUGAAAGGCCAGAUAAGCGAGAUUGCUAUCUCACUGGUCGACAAAAAUGACGGCAUCCGCAAUCUUGCCAAGCUCUUCUUUUACGAGCUAUCGAAGAAAGGUACGAACCCUAUUUACAACAUGCUGCCGGACGCCAUUGGCCAACUAUCGACAAGCGAGCUCGUAUCCAAUGCUGACUUCCAGACGAUCGCGCGGUUCCUCAUUCAAUUCAUUUUGAAGGAAAAGCAAAUCGAGAGUAUCGUUGAAAAGCUGGCACAGCGAUUUUCAACGGCCGCCAAGGCCCAGCAGCAGCGUGACCUGGCUUUUUGCUUGGCACGUUUGCCGCAUACGGAAAAGUCGCUCAAGUACCUGUACCAGAAUCGCAAGCUGUACAGUGAUGCGCUCCAUGAUAGUGCAGUUGCUGACAAUUUUACGUCCCUGGUCGCAAAAGCUCGGCGGGGAACCAGUACGCUUACAGCGACAGCUGAGAUGAAAGAAGCCAUUGACAAGCUGGACCAGUUUGUGGCUGGCAAGAAGGAGGGAAAAGAGAUGGACGAGACCAUGGGCAGUGAACCUGCGGAACGUGUUUCGUCACCGCAAGCCAAGGGCAAGGCGAAGCGCAAGGUCUCUACCAAAGGUGUGAAGUCUUCGAGAGUGAUGCCGAAGAAGAGGGGGCGAGCCAAACGGAAGGCAAGCACUCGCAGUAGAAAGGUUACCCGCGCCGCGAGCGAGGACUCUUUAGAAGAAGACGAGUGA
Molecule: messenger RNA, 3954 nt
Organism: Peronospora matthiolae
Lineage: Eukaryota; Oomycota; Peronosporomycetes; Peronosporales; Peronosporaceae
Source: the annotation of a GenBank genome assembly